CCACACCCAGUCCAGCCAUGAUGAAGCCCUCCGUCGCGGCGGCCCUCGUCGCUGCCCUGCUCGCGGCCGGCGUCGUGGAUGCCGAGCGUGCCGUGUUCGAGCCGACCAAGAUCACCGCGCCCUUCCUCGAGCAGUUCACCGCCGACUGGACGUCGCGCUGGUCCGCCUCGUCCGCCACCAAGGAGCAGGCGGCCGGCGAGGUCUUUUCCUACAGCGGCCAGUGGGCCGUCGAGGAGCCGACGGUCUUCCCGGGCAUCCCGGGCGACGCGGCCCUCGUCGCCAAGAGCAAGGCGGCGCAGCAUGCCAUCUCGGCGCCCUUUGCCGCGCCGAUUGAUGUGGCCGAGGCGAUGAAGCAGGGCAAGCCGCUCGUGGUGCAGUACGAGACCAAGAUGCAAAAGGGCCUCAGCUGCGGCGGCGCGUACCUCAAGCUCUUGACCGAGAGCCCCGAGGGCAUUCAGGCAAAGGAGUUUAGCGACAAGACGCCCUACACGAUCAUGUUCGGCCCCGACAAGUGCGGCAGCACCAACAAGGUGCACUUCAUCUUCCGGCACACACACCCCACGACGGGCGCCAUCGAGGAGAAGCACCUCGUCUCGCCGCCGUACCCCAAGAUCAGCAAGACGAGUGCGCUGUACACGCUCAUCGUGCGCGCCGACCAGACGUACGACAUCCUCAUCAACGGCGACUCGAAGAAGUCGGGCAGCCUGUUCGAGGACUUUGACCCGCCGGUGAACCCCGCCAAGGAGAUCGACGACCCCGACGACUCAAAGCCCGCCGACUGGGUCGACGCACAGCGCAUCCCCGACCCUGACGCGUCGAAGCCCGACGACUGGGACGAGGACGCACCGGCGGCGAUCCCCGACGACGACGCCGUCAAGCCCGAGGGCUGGCUCGACGACGAGCCCGACAUUGUGCCCGACGCCGACGCCGUCAAGCCCGAGGAGUGGGACGACGAGGAGGACGGCGCAUGGACGGCGCCGCUGGUGCCGAACCCCAAGUGCGCCGCCGCGCCGGGCUGCGGCGCGUGGGUGCGCCCAUCCAAGGCGAACCCGGCGUACAAGGGCAAGUGGAGCGCGCCGUACGUCGACAAUCCCGCGUUCAAGGGCGAGUGGGCGCCGCGCAAGAUUGUCAACCCCGACUACGCCGAGGACCUGACGCCGAGCCACUUUUCGAGCAUCGGCGGCAUUGGCUUUGAGCUGUGGACGAUGGACGAGGAUCUGGCGUUUGACAACAUCUACAUCGGCCACUCGGUGGAGGAGGCAAAGGCGCUGGCCGACGAGACGUGGGCGCGCAAGCUGCCCAUCGAGCAGGGCAAGGAGAAGAAGGAGGAGGAGAGCGCGGCGCAAAAGGCAAAGGAGGCGGCAAAGGAGGCGGCGGCGACGGCCGUGCCGCUCUUCGACACGCUGCGCGAGAAGCUCCUCGAAUUCGUCGGCGCGCUCGGCAACGACCCGCUCGGCGCGCUCAAGGCGCACCCGGACGUCGCCGGUGCCGUCGGCGCGCUCUUCGCCGGCCUCCUCGCCCUCAUCACGCUCGUGGCCGGCGUGGGCAGCAGCGCGCCGAAGCCCACCAAGGGCGCAAAGAAGACGGACGCGCCCAGCAAGGCCGUCAAGGCGACGGCCGUCGCGCCGGCGCCCGAGGCCAAGAAGCGCACGCCCGUCGCCGCCACCGUCGAGGACGAGUGAGCGCGCACAGGCGAUCGCCGAGGUGGCCCAUGUCGUCAUGUACCGCCGCAAUGAAACACAAAAGCUCUCUCGCAUGCGAUGCCCAUUAUGACUUGCCAUCUACCAACAUCAGCUGCGCCAGCAGUGCGCCUGCGCGUCGCAGCCGGCUGUUGUGCAGGGCAAAGUGGCGGCACUCGACGAGCAGUGCCUCGUCUGUGCGUGCCUCGAGCUCGUCUGCCUGCUGUGCGAGGCCG
Molecule: messenger RNA, 1915 nt
Organism: Tilletiopsis washingtonensis
Lineage: Eukaryota; Fungi; Basidiomycota; Exobasidiomycetes; Entylomatales
Product: Calreticulin-domain-containing protein
Exons: 5
Coding region: 21-1682 (553 amino acids)
Biological process (GO): protein folding
Cellular component (GO): endoplasmic reticulum membrane; endoplasmic reticulum
Molecular function (GO): calcium ion binding
Source: RefSeq, a predicted model, not a curated record